Dictyostelium discoideum AX4 is the source of this 1332-nucleotide messenger RNA. RefSeq lists its product as hypothetical. The record is from RefSeq and is a predicted model, not a curated record. The transcript is spliced from 2 exons. Lineage: Eukaryota; Evosea; Eumycetozoa; Dictyosteliales; Dictyosteliaceae. The coding region runs from base 1 to 1332 and encodes 443 amino acids.
AUGGAAUUAAAACAAACAGAAGAAGAAAUUUAUAGAGAAAGAAAUAAAAAUUAUUAUCCUUUAGGGUUAACAAUAGAUGAUGUAAGAGAAUGUAUAAAAGGAGUAUCAGGAUUUAGAGAAUCAAUUAGAGAUGAUACAAUAGUUUUUAAUUAUGAUUCAUUAUCAGAUGAAUCAUUUCCAGAUCCAUUAUCAGAACCAGAUCAAAAGAAACAAUUCCUUUUACGUUGUAGAAGAGAAUGUAGAGGUUUAAUAUUUGAUUUAAAAACAGAAAAAUUAUUAUGUAGAAAAUUACAUAAAUUUUUUAAUAUAAAUGAAUUUAAAGAAGUUAAAGCUGAAUUUAUUGAUUUAAAUGAACCAUAUAUUUUAAUGGAUAAAAUUGAUGGAUCGUUAAUUGCACCAAUGUUAAAUAAAGGUCAAGUUUAUUGGGGAUCAAAACAAGGUAUAAGUGAUUUAGGUACAAUGUUAAAUGAUUAUGUGAAUAGAAUUGAAGCUAUUGGGUUAGUUAAAUAUAAUGAUUUCUCAAUGAAAUGGAUUCAGUUAGGGUAUACACCACUAUUUGAAUAUAGUUCAUCAAAACAACAAAUUAUAUUAUACUAUGGUGAGGAGAGAUUAAGAUGUUUAGCACUUAGAAAUAAUCACACUGGUGAAUAUUUAAAAUGGAAAGAGUUGCAAGAAACAUGUACAGCAUUCAAUAUACCAAUGGUGGAUUUAAUCGAUACAACAUCUGAUCAAUCGUUAUUUAAAUCAUGUAAAAGUACAAUUGAAUUAGUUGAACUUGUAAAACAAAUGAAGUUAAUUGAGGGCUGUGUAUUGAAAUUUGAAAAUUCAGGUAAAAUGUAUAAAAUCAAGACAGAGUGGUAUAUAACAUUGGCAAGAUUAUCACUUCGUUCACCAAAAGUUAUUAAACAUGAAAAAGAUGUUUGGGCAAUUUUAUUAAGUGGUCAUUAUGAUGAUGUUAAAGAAACAAUUAAAAUGAUUACAAAUGAGAAUGAAGAACCUUCUGAGAAAAUUCAAAAGAUUGAAAAAUUCUCUAAAAUUUUAUUUGAUCGUAUCGAUUUAGUUUCUCAAGGUAUUAUUCUAACAAUUAUAGAUGCAAAGAAAAAUCAAAUUCCAAAGAAAUUAUUUCAUAAUCAUCCAGUUCAAAAUAAUUUAACAGAUUCUGCUAAAACUUUCUCUUAUCAAUAUUGGGAAAUAAUUAAUGAAAAUGAUACCUUAUCAAAACAUUUAUCUUUAGUUUCAAAACAAUUAAUGUCAAGAAUUAAAAAUUUAACAAAUUCAAAUUCAAAAUUAGAAACUGCAAGAUCUUUAUUAGGUUUAGAUAUUAAUUUUUAA